AUGACUCGAUUCAGCACUUUGUCGAUUGUUCUUUCUUUUAUUGCAUGCCUUUUCUCUUUGGUCCCGUCUAUUGCUUCACUUGCUGGGAUGACAGUGGAACUUUUGUCUUCUCCUAUCGAACCAGCUGUCUACGUACCUCCUUCCACAAUCGCCGGCAACGGGACUGCUACUGGUGCAAUUGCCGUCGACGGGACUGUCACUGGUGCAACUGCCGCCGACGGGACUGCCACUGGUGCAGCUGCCUCCAACGAGACCGUCGCAGCCGCUAUCAAUGGCACUGAUGCUGCUACUGCCAACGGAACUGAUGCAACCGCCCUCAACGGGACUGCGACUGGUGACAACGCGACCUCGGUAGCCUCUGGACUUAAUGCCACCAUCACCGAUGCGACAGGGGGCAAUGCGACAGCAGCCAACGUCACCGCUGUCACCGCAGCAGACGCAAAUCAAACAGUAACUUACCAUGCCGCAGAUGCUAGUGCCGGCCUUACCAACAUUGUAACUCAACUCAAUGCCACCAACCAGCUUCAAUCGGGAGCGAACAUCGUGAUCAUCGAUGCUCGGAGGACUCAGGUGAUCAUCAUCAUUGAUAACAAUAAUAACAAAAACCAAAAUAAUCGAAUAAUCGCAAAAACAAAGGGAACAAAGGGAACAACGGGAACAACGGGAACAAAGGGAACAAUAAUCAAAAUAAGCACAAGCUCACCAAAACCUCCAAGAAGGGUAAGAGUAAGGGGAAAGCCUUGA
Messenger RNA from Melampsora larici-populina 98AG31, 744 nucleotides. RefSeq lists its product as uncharacterized. The record is from RefSeq and is a predicted model, not a curated record. The transcript has 4 exons. The coding region runs from base 1 to 744 and encodes 247 amino acids. Lineage: Eukaryota; Fungi; Basidiomycota; Pucciniomycetes; Pucciniales; Melampsoraceae.